This is a messenger RNA of Tribolium castaneum (red flour beetle), 2200 nucleotides long. It is a transcript of the gene Hpr1, whose product is annotated as Hpr1. Lineage: Eukaryota; Metazoa; Arthropoda; Insecta; Coleoptera; Tenebrionidae. The record is from RefSeq and is a predicted model, not a curated record. Gene Ontology annotation, molecular function: protein binding. The transcript has 4 exons. Bases 103 to 2052 code for a protein of 649 amino acids. Gene Ontology annotation, biological process: regulation of DNA-templated transcription elongation; mRNA export from nucleus; signal transduction. Gene Ontology annotation, cellular component: THO complex part of transcription export complex.
UUGACAGUUGUUUACAAGACGAUUCCGGUCGCUUAUUCAAGUAUUUCACACGAAAUUGAGCGUUUUUCACGUUGGGGGCCCUCCAAGCGUUGCAUUUAAGCAAUGGGGGGCAAAUUCGAGUCGUUACGGGUCGAAUACCAGGACGUUUUACGCAAAUCUUUCAAGACCAAAACCACCGAUUUGAUCGAAACUAAAGCCAAACACUUGUCGAAGUCCGCCAUCGACCUUAAGGCCCCUCUGGACCAGGCGUUCCGCGACGUCUUACUCGAACUCCUUGAAAAGGAAGUCAACGUCUCAGUCUUACGCGAGUUGGUCGAUUUUAGCGUCCUAACAUGUCGCAAGGAACUGAGCAACCCCACAAUGCCAGUGAUGCUCCUUUCGGACAUUUUUGACGCCUUAACGCUGGACGCCUGUCAGGAAAUGUUCCUCUACGUAGAGAACAAUGUCGAAGUGUGGAAAGAGAACUUGUUUUUCAGUUGUUGCAAAAAUAAUUUACUCAGGUUGUGUAACGACUUAUUGAGGCGGUUAUCUCGGUCCACGGCGACCGUUUUUUGCGGCCGAAUUCUCCUCUUUUUGGCCAAGUUUUUCCCGUUUUCUGAACGUUCAGGUUUGAAUAUUGUGAGCGAAUUUAAUUUGGAAAACACGACAGAGUAUGGCACGGACUCGAGCCAGGAAAAGGGGGGCGACGUUGACGGCGACGAAAAGAAAAACGUGAUCGAUUUCACGUUUUAUUGCAAGUUUUGGUCGCUCCAGGAUUUUUUCCGGAACCCCAACCAGUUGUACACUAAAGUGCAAUGGAAACUGUUUUGCACCUACGCCACGAGUGUCUUUAACACGUUCCAAGGCCUCAAGCUUGAACACGUGGAAAAUAACGGGAGCUAUUGUGACGAAAGUAAAAAUAAAAUGUACUUUUCCAAGUACCUGACGAGCCAAAAAUUGCUCGACUUGCAACUGUACGACGUCAAUUUUCGGCGCGCCGUCCUGUUGCAGUUUUUAAUUUUAUUCCAGUACCUUUCAUCAUCCGUAAAAUUUAAAUCCGAAAGUUUCGAGUUAAAGUCGGACCAAAAAGAGUGGAUCCAAUCAAGCACCGAAAAAGUCUACAGUUUGUUACGCGAGACUCCUCCAGACGGUAAACGAUUUGCCGAAAUCGCCUCAAAUAUUCUAAGUCGGGAGGAGUAUUGGAACGCUUGGAAGAACGACGGUUGUCCCGAACUGAAAAAAUCGGUGGUUCCCACGGAAAGCCCCGACAAGCGCCGAACCGAAGAGCGCCCUCUCUUAGGCGACAUCAUUAAACAGGCCUCCAGUGAGGGCAAAUACUACAUGGGAAGCACCGAACUGACCAAACUGUGGAACCUAUGCCCCGAUAACUUGGAGGCUUGUAAAGGCCGAGAGCGCGAUUUUCUCCCCACACUUGAGGAUUAUUUCGCCGAUGCCAUCGCCCAAAUCGAGUCACCUGGCGCAGUCAAAGACGAAGACAAUUUACUGAAAGAUGGGAAUUACGGGUGGCGGGCUUUGAGACUCUUGGCUAAGCGCAGCCCCCACUUUUUCACCUACAGUACUGUGAUUAUGAACCCCCUGUCUUCGUAUUUGGAGAUGAUGGUCAAGAAAAUAGCGCAUGAUAAGCCAGGUCGCGUGACCGAAAAUUCGCAAGAGUCGCAACAAAACGACGCCGAGGAAGAAAAUUUGUUUAAGGACACGCAAGUUGAUGAAAACACCGAAGACAUCAAACCGUCCGAAACGGAGGAAUUUAUGGACGAUAAGAACGCGCGAGUCGAGCAUAAAUUAAACCCGAACCAGUUGCAACUCUUCAGCGAGAAAGUGGCCCCCAAUUGGAAAAAACUAGCCAGCAAGUUGGGCUUCAAAACUGACGAAAUCCAGUUCUUCAGUAUGGAAAAUGAGAAAGAGGUGGACCAGGCCCGUAAUAUGCUACAACUGUGGUUCGAUGACGACGAAGAUGCCACUUUGGACAACUUCUUGUACAUUUUGGAAGGGUUGGAGAUGGAGGAGGCGGCGGAAAUUGUCCGAAAUGAAAUCAAUUCGAUGGAUUCCUAACUGUAUUUAACUCGUUUCGCCCUAUUUUUACUUUUCAAUUUGCGUUUCAUAUGUAAUUGUUUGUGAUCAACCUUGGGACAGUCCCGUUUUUUGUGCCCCGGUUGUUUACAGUGGAAACAAUCCUUUAAUAAAAUUAUUAAACCUUGAA